AUGUCUGAAAAGAGAGUAGUUGAAGUUUCUGACCACGAACUAUCUUCAGCGGAUCUUGAAGAUGGCUUCAUAGGUCAAAGAAAAGAUCUUACUAUAGUCGAGAGUGGCGAUGAAGUGUUGAGUAGAAAAAUCAACCUCAUCAACGAUGCAAUAGAUGAAAUUGGAUUUACCUGGUUUCAUUUCAAGUUAUUCUGUAUUGCCGGGUUUGGUUACUCGGUAGAUUCUCAAAUGACCAUGAUCCAAUCGGGAGUAAAAAGUUAUGUUGACGGUCAAAUGAAGGGCGGUGGGUAUCCAAUAGCUUCGGAACUUUUUUAUGCUGGUCUUAUUGUUGGUUCUAUUGUUGUUGGGUUUGGUGCUGAUUUAAUAGGUCGUAAGCUUGCUUUUAAUUCAUCACUUUUGGUUUCUGCAAUUUUUGGAUUUUUCACUGGCGGAACAUCAAGUUAUGCAAUGUACUGCAUCUUCCUAUUCUUGUCAACCCUUGCAUCAGGUGGAAACUUGGCAACCGACGUUGCAGUGUUUCUUGAAUUCUUACCAUCCAAAUAUCAAUAUUUGAACACAUCUAUGGCAGCAUGGUGGGGUGUGGGACAGACGAUUGCAAACCUCAUUGCAUGGCGGUUCCUACCAUCGUACUCAUGCGACGAUCCUACGAGUCCAGAUUGCACAUCACAUCUGAAUCGUGGGUGGAGGUACUGUUGGUAUGUAAACUCAGGUAUAGUGAUGGGUGCAGCACUCAUUCGUCUAGUCUACUUGAAACUCGACGAAACUCCCAAGUUUCUUGUCUCUACAGGUAGAGACCGGGAAGCCGUUGAAGCAAUCCAGGCGAUUGCGGCUAAAUACAACCGUCCAUGUUCACUGACGGUGGAAAACCUAGAAGCAUGUGGUACUAUCGAGCCAACAUACUUCAACAUGGGAAGAAUAUCCAGUUUCCAAUCGGGCCUUAAGGAGUUGUACCAUUCCACGAAAACGAACAUCAAGAUCCUUUUCUGCAACAAGUUAGUUAUCAGAUCUACUAUUUUAAUUAUUAUUUCAUGGGUGUUCAUCGGUAUAGCAUACGAGGUAUACUACAAUUUCCUCUACAUCUAUAUUGCAUCACAUGGUGGAGACACCGGUUCAUCACCAUACAUCACGUAUAGAAACUCCACCAUUGCCAAUUUUGUCGGUAUCUUUGGUCCGAUAUUCGGAGGAGUGCUUAUUCUAAUACCAAGAAUGGGGAGGAGAGGUACCAUGGUCUUCGGCGCUUUAUCCACCAUGGCAAUCCUCUUUGGAUACACCACGGUCAGGACGCCUGCUGGAGAUGCCGGGUUCAGCAGCGCAACGUAUUUCUUUAUGAAUGUGUACUAUGCAUGUCUAUACGCAUACACACCAGAAGUGUUCCCCACCAAGGCCAGGGGUACAGGUGUUGCUUUGUGUUUAGUUGGCGAUCGGAUUGCUGGAGCAUUUGCACCUGUUGUGUAUUGGUACGGAGAACAAACAGGAACAUCUGUUCCUAUCUGGGUGUGUGGUGGAAUCAUUGGUUCGUUGUCCGUCCUUGCGUUGGCAAUGCCUUUUGAGCCUAGUAAACAAAGAUCUGUCUAG
Pichia kudriavzevii is the source of this 1575-nucleotide messenger RNA. RefSeq lists its product as uncharacterized. Bases 1 to 1575 code for a protein of 524 amino acids. Gene Ontology annotation, biological process: transmembrane transport. Lineage: Eukaryota; Fungi; Ascomycota; Pichiomycetes; Pichiales; Pichiaceae. Gene Ontology annotation, cellular component: membrane. Gene Ontology annotation, molecular function: transmembrane transporter activity. The transcript has a single exon. The record is from RefSeq and is a predicted model, not a curated record.